AUGGCAGCUGUUUUGCUGUGGUUUUUAUGUGCAACCACUCUCACUCUCAGUUCAUGUAUGGGAUACAAACACAUGGACCUUUGCAAUGGGAAAGAUGAACAUGAACUUCUAGUAUUUAAGCAAAGCAUCAACGACCCCUUGAAGUGGCUCUCAUCAUGGUCCACUGAAGAAGAUUGUUGCAAUUGGAUUGGUGUUCAUUGUGACAGCAUCACAGGUAGAGUCUCAAAGCUUGACCUUCGUUGUCCACUUGGUGAUAUUCAAUGUUUAGAGGGUGAAAUAAACUUUUCUUUAUUGUUCAAACUCGAAUUCCUAAGCUUCUUGGACUUGAGUUUUAAUAACUUUAAGACUAUUCAUUUACCACCUAUUCAUUCUGUCAAUUUCUCCAAUCUCCUAUAUUUGGACUUGUCAAUGAACUAUAAUCUCCACAUGGAGAAUCUUGGGUGGCUGUCAUGUCUUUCAUCUAUAAAAUAUCUAAACCUGAGUGGUGUAUUUCUCAAGAAUGAAACACUUUGGCUUCAACAAAUGACUAUGCUCCCUUCACUCAUGGAAUUAAGGCUGAGUGGUUGUUCCCUCAGUGGUGACAAUCUUUCUCUUGGGUAUGUCAAUUUUACUUCACUUGUAGUUCUUGAUGUUUCCAACAACUCUUUCCACUCUAAGGUACCCAAGUGGCUAUUUAAUCUUCAACAUUUGAGGUCUUUAAUUUUGGGAAGCAAUAGUCUAAAAGGACAUAUUCCCAAAUGGAUGGGUCAAUACAAGCGUUUAGAGCAGCUUGAUCUUUCUAACAAUUUGUUGUCUGGUCCCAUUCCUUCAACCUUUGGAAAUCUAUCAUCAUUGAAAUCCCUGGAUGUUAGUUUUAAUUACUUGAAUGGUAGUCUUCCAAGAGAUAUUUGGAAACUUUCCAAAUUGGAGGUUUUAUCCAUUGGGUAUAACUCCUUUUCAGGCAUCAUAUCUGAGCUUAGUUUGACAAACCUUUCAAACUUGAAGUCAUUAAGCCUUGACUCCUCUGAUUUUAUUUUUGAUUUGGGGUCCCACUGCGCUUGA
This is a messenger RNA of Abrus precatorius (Indian licorice), 1041 nucleotides long. RefSeq names its product receptor-like protein EIX2. The coding region runs from base 1 to 1041 and encodes 346 amino acids. The record is from RefSeq and is a predicted model, not a curated record. The transcript has a single exon. Lineage: Eukaryota; Viridiplantae; Streptophyta; Magnoliopsida; Fabales; Fabaceae. Gene Ontology annotation, molecular function: protein binding.